AUGAAAUUCGUCGUUCUCUGUGCCCUCUUCGCUCUCGCCUCGGCCCACUACGGCUCCUCCGGUCACUUCGCCGGAAAGGCCGCCUUCAAGGGUGACGUCUACUUCGAGGGCUGCUACGAGGAGACCUGCCACAAGGACGGCUUCGACGGCUACGGCUGCAAGGCCGGUCGCUGUGCCUACAUCUGCCACCCCAAGGGCUGCUACGAGUCCCACGCCUACUCCCAGACCAGCGCUGAGAGCUGGGGUGAGCAGGAGGGCUACGGCAGGCGUUUCGAGAAGGGUGGCUCAAAGGGCCAGAGUCAGUACAAGGGUCACGUGCAGUUUGGCGGUCGUGUAGACUUCUCGGGCUGCACGUCGGAGUACUGCAACAACGGUGAGGUUGAGGGCUACAACUGCAAGGAUGGUCACUGUGAGACUGUCUGCAAGGGCAGCGAAUGCCACGAGGAGAAGCAGUACGGUUACGGCUACGGCUAUUAG
Spirometra erinaceieuropaei is the source of this 477-nucleotide messenger RNA. Lineage: Eukaryota; Metazoa; Platyhelminthes; Cestoda; Diphyllobothriidea; Diphyllobothriidae. The record is from the annotation of a GenBank genome assembly.